AUGCCACGGCGGAAUACUAGUAAUUCUUUUCUCCCCGAGAGGAAAUAUUCUUCAUUUAUUUCUUUUCAUUUCUUCUGUUCUCUUUCAUUAUUUGUAUUCCUUCAUAUUUUUCUAUUUUCUUUUCUCUUUCCAUCUUCCUUUCCUCAUUUCAUUUAUAUCUUUUUCUUUAUUCUUUGUGUUUCUUUCUUUUCCCGAUUUUUCUCUCUCCAGUAUAUGUUAUCUAUCUAUCUAUCUAUCUAUCUAUCUAUCUAUCUAUCUAUCUAUCUAAGUCUUGUUUUUAUCUAUCUAUCUAUCUAUCUAUCUAUCUAUCUAUCUAUCUAUCCUUUUUUCCAUUUACGUUCUUCUGUCUCUUUCUUCUCCGGAUCCUUCCUGUUUCAAUGUCCGUUGCCUCUUCCUCAUUCUUUCUGUCUUUUUAUUUAUUUUCUCUAUUGUCUUUCUUUUAUUGUUUUUAUUUUCUUUAUUGUUUCUUUCUUUCUUUCUUUCUCGUCGGCUUUCCUUUUUGUUUUUUCUUUACUUUCUCGUCUUCUUGCUUUCUUUUCUUCAUUACCUCCUAAUCGUUUUUCUUUCUUUCUUUCACGUUCUCUUUCCUUGCCUAUUUUUAUCAUUUCCUUUUCGCUUCUUUCUUUCUUUCUUUCUUUCUUUCUUUCUUUCUUUCUUUCUUUUUCUUUCUUUUCUUUCUCCUUCUUUCUUUCUUUCUUUCUUUCUUUCUUUCUUUCUUUCUUUCUUUCUUCUUAUACUUCUCAUCAAUUUUUAUACUUGUCUUCGUUUCUUCUCUUUUCCUAUUUUCUUUCUUUUAACUUUUCAUCCUUUUCUUCAAUUUUCAUUUUUUUCUUCUUUUUGCUUUUUUUUCCGUUCUUUCAUUCUUUCUUUCUUUCUUUCUUUCUUUCUUUCUUUCUUUCUUUCUUUCUUUCUUUCUUAAAUACUUAA
Acanthosepion pharaonis is the source of this 927-nucleotide messenger RNA. Lineage: Eukaryota; Metazoa; Mollusca; Cephalopoda; Sepiida; Sepiidae. The record is from the annotation of a GenBank genome assembly.